AUGAAUCUCGCUCAGGAAUCUGAAGAGGCUCUUCGAGAGGCAGCUGCUAGUGGAAACGCGAAAGCAGCCAUACAUUACAUCCAAAACGGAGUCAAAGUCAAUGCGCAGAAUCGCAUGAAUCAAUGGACUGCACUGCACUGGGCUAGUCACCGAGGAUAUGCUCAAAUUUGCACAAUCUUGCUACAAAAUGGAGCUGAUGCAACCCUAGCCAACUUGAAAGGCCAAACUGCUGCUGAUUUAGCCAAGAAUGCUGAUGUCAGAAAACUAUUUGGCCUAUCAGUUGAAGAAGCCAAACCCGAAAUUGCAACACCAGAAGCUCCUGGCUUUGUUCCUACAUAUAUUCGAGAACCAGAUUUAUCAAAAGCUUGGAGUCUUCCUGGAGAUAGUCCAAGCGCUCUACCUCCUGCGAGUACGACUUGGACUAGUCCAGCUGCCGAUUCGACCACCAUAGCAUCAACAUCAUCCACACGACGAGAUUUACUGGUGUACAAUGGGAAGAGAGACGACGAGUUCUUGCUUGGCUCAGUUUGGGUGGAUAAGCAAUCAAUAGAACAGACGAUACAGCAAAUACGGGAAGAGUUGGAUGACGUACCCGAGGGUGAUUUCGGUGUUGGGCGGCAUAAUGGUGAAAGAACAAUACCGAUCAACAAGAAGCAAAGAGCACUGAACACUCUUGACUUCUUUCAGCCAGGGGAUGCUUUAGUCAUUACCAAAAAGGACUAG
Messenger RNA from Synchytrium microbalum, 723 nucleotides. RefSeq lists its product as uncharacterized. NCBI's taxonomy places the organism in Eukaryota, Fungi, Chytridiomycota, Chytridiomycetes, Synchytriales, Synchytriaceae. Gene Ontology annotation, molecular function: protein binding. The transcript has 4 exons. The coding region runs from base 1 to 723 and encodes 240 amino acids. The record is from RefSeq and is a predicted model, not a curated record.